This is a messenger RNA of Rubroshorea leprosula, 624 nucleotides long. The record is from the annotation of a GenBank genome assembly. NCBI's taxonomy places the organism in Eukaryota, Viridiplantae, Streptophyta, Magnoliopsida, Malvales, Dipterocarpaceae.
AACAAUUCUUAAUCAAUCUUUUGUUGAUUUUAGAAAAGCAUUCCAAUUUGCCAACGAUGUCUCUGAUUCCAAGCAUCUUUGGUGGUCGACGAACCAAUGUCUUCAACCCAUUUUCUCUAGACGCUUGGGAACCAUUUGAUGGCUUUUUCACCUCUACUGUAGCCAAUGUGCCCUCUUCAGUCCACCUUCCAGGGCUGAAAAAGGAGGAGGUAAAAGUGGAGGUUGAAGAAGGAAGGAUUCUCCAGAUCAGUGGAGAGACGCGCAAAGAACAGGAGGAGAAGAAUGAGAAGUGGCACCGUGUUGAGAGAAGCAGCGGCAAGUUCCCGAGGAGGUUUAGGGUAACGGAGAAUGCCAAAAUGGAUCGGGUGAAGGCUAGCAUGGAGAAUGGUGUGCUCAUCGUGACUGUCCCCAAGGAGGAGGUUAAGAAGCCAGAGGUUAAGUCUAUUGAAAUCUCCAGCUAACUGCAAUGGUCGUGUUGUUUGUCUGGCUUCAUGUCAACAAAGUUUGUGUCUUUGUGUGUCAUUGAGGCAGAUGCUUCCUCAAAGUCUGUUGUGUCUUGGUCUUUUCAUAACUAAGAAAAUGUGUCUCUGUGUAUGGAUUUUUGAAUAAAAAUUAUAUUUGCAU